AUGCGUUACACGGUCCCUCUCAUGGCGGCGCUGGCUGCCUCGGCUACAGCUACUGCACCAAUUGGAGCCGGAAAGCGCGCGCAGAAGCUCUACACACUAGAGACCGCACCCGGUGAGACUGUCGAGGUUACUGAGGACGAGAAGUUUCAGAUGAUUGACGACCACAUUCACUUCUUCGACAUCACAGAGUGGAAGGACCACAGUGCCGCUCCCUCAGGUGCUCGUCUCGCCAGCACGACCAGCAAAUUCCCCGAGAAGCUCGCUCACCAAGCCAAUGUCAACAAGAUCGUCAAGAAGGUCAACGUCAAGAACAUUGAGAAGCAGCUCAAGAAGUUCUCCUCGUUCCACAACCGCUACUUCAACUCUGCCUUCGGAGUUGAAGCUGCUGAGUGGCUCCACAAGGAGAUCCAGAAGGCUAUCAAGAAGAGCAAGCAUCCUUAUGCCUCGGUCCGACUGGUCCAGCACCAGGCUUGGUCGCAGCCCUCGAUCAUUGUCUCGAUUCCUGGACAGGUUCGUCUUAAGACUGUUGUUACGGGUUCUCAUCUUGACUCCGUUAUUUCUAACGACCGUGGAGCUGGUCGUGCUCCUGGUGCCGAUGAUAAUGGUUCUGCAUCUAUCAUGCUCUUGAACCUCCUCUCUGCCUUCCUGGAGGAUCCCCGAAUCGCCAAGGGCGAUCAUCUCAACACUGUUGAGUUCCACUGGUACUCAGCUGAAGAGACUGGCCUCCUCGGAUCUCAGGACAUCUUCAACAACUACGCCCGACUCGGCAUACAAGUCGAGGCUAUGCUCAACCAGGAUAUGGUUGGCUACAAGGGCCGUGACGGAGUCGAGCGUUUCGGUCUCAUCACCGACAAUACCAGCCCUACACAAAAUGACUUCCUUAAGCUCCUUAUUGAGGAAUACGCGGAUAUCCCCUAUGAGGAGUCUACCUGCGGUUAUGCUUGCUCUGACCACGCCUCGGCUAAUCGCAACGGCUUCCCCUCGUCAUUCCUCUUCGAAACGCCUUUCGGAAACCACAACCCUUACAUCCACACUCCUAACGAUACUAUUGCACAUAUUGACUUUGGUCACGUCAUUCAACAUGCUAAGGUUACUGCUGGUUUUGUUUAUGAGCUUGCUCAUCGCAACUUUACUGCCUAA
This is a messenger RNA of Fusarium odoratissimum NRRL 54006, 1140 nucleotides long. RefSeq lists its product as uncharacterized. The record is from RefSeq and is a predicted model, not a curated record. The coding region runs from base 1 to 1140 and encodes 379 amino acids. Gene Ontology annotation, molecular function: metalloexopeptidase activity. Gene Ontology annotation, biological process: proteolysis. The transcript has 2 exons. NCBI's taxonomy places the organism in Eukaryota, Fungi, Ascomycota, Sordariomycetes, Hypocreales, Nectriaceae.